UGUUUAGUUACAAUUAAUUAAUCAUGCCACCAAAAUUUGAUCCAAGCGAAGUCAAAGAAGUGUACAUGAGAUGCGUAGGUGGAGAAGUCGGUGCUACUUCUUCUCUAGCUCCAAAAAUUGGUCCAUUGGGUUUGUCUCCUAAGAAAGUCGGUGAUGAUAUUGCUAAGGCUACAUCUGACUGGAAAGGUCUCAAAAUCACUGUUAAACUAACCAUCCAAAACAGAGUAGCAACAAUAUCUGUUGUCCCUUCUGCAUCAUCAUUGGUGAUCAAAGCUCUUAAAGAACCACCCCGUGAUAGAAAGAAGGUCAAAAAUGUUAAACACAAUGGAAAUGUAACUUUGGAUGAAAUUUUUAACAUUAGUAGAACAAUGAGACCAAGAUCGAUGGCCAGAACUUUGGCUGGAACCGUAAAAGAAAUUUUAGGAUCAGCUCAGAGYGUUGGGUGCACUGUUGAUGGAAAAAAUCCUCAUGAUAUAAUUGAAGCAAUUGAUGAUGGUGCUAUAGCUGUUCCAGAAGAAUAAAAGUAGUGAGUAUUUUUACCACUGAUGCUCAAAUCCUAAAAUAUAUAUUGAGAUUAGGAUUUGAGUUCAGUGGUUUAUUUGGUAGGGGUUAGCAUCCCAUCCACCUCCCUCAGCAGUGUCUAAAAAUUUCUCAUGUAUAACUUAGUUGGUUAGUAAUUACCUGUAUUUGUUGAUAUUUAAAAAUGUUUUUGUUUAAUUAAGCUGUUAUUUUGUAAUGGUUAUUGAAUUUAAAUCAAUUAUAAAAAUUUGUCAUUGAAAUUUAACUAAUUUUACCAUUUAAUGCUCAUACCUUGAUAACUGCUUUUGGGUGGCAUAAGUGCUACUGAGGAGACAACCUCAAGAAAAUAAUCACAUUAUCUAUUACAAAUUUUAAUAUAAUUUUUGAGUUAUAAAAAUUUAUAUUUAAAUAUUGU
Molecule: messenger RNA, 934 nt
Organism: Diuraphis noxia (Russian wheat aphid)
Lineage: Eukaryota; Metazoa; Arthropoda; Insecta; Hemiptera; Aphididae
Gene: RpL12
Product: ribosomal protein L12
Biological process (GO): translation
Cellular component (GO): cytosolic large ribosomal subunit; ribosome
Molecular function (GO): structural constituent of ribosome; large ribosomal subunit rRNA binding
Source: RefSeq, a predicted model, not a curated record